GACAACGAGUAUGACUACAUCAUGGAGAAAGCGCUCGCGGCCUACAGACGGCACUGUCAGAAAGACGUCCCCGGGGAGUCGCUAAAACUCGACGACAUUUCCCAACACUCUGAACACACACCGCAGGUCACUCCACGGCCCUUCCACCUCUCUCUAGCCAGAGUCUCCGAGAUCAAUCCCCAACAACGGAAAGAUCCCCGACAACGACCGUGGACUGCCCUGCCAAAUAAGUUUGAUGCCGUCAGAAUGGUAGCCGCCGCCAACAUGGCCGAGCCUUCAAGCAAGCCAAGACAAAUAUUACACGUAAAAACAUUACAGAUGGGGGAAAGUGAAGUGGCGAAUUCCGGAAUAUUUCACCGAAAUCAUCCCCGAGAUAUCAGGAAAUACCAAUCGACAACAGCUUUAACUAGCAAACCGUCAGCAACAUUGAAUGCAAAGACUAACGGCAAUGUGUUGUUGUCUUCACUUUCGGAAAAACUGUUUUAUUCCACGUCACACCAAAAGCGUAACAAUAAGCGAGAAGCGUGGACGCAGUCUGGACGAACGCCUAGUACCAGUCGAUAUACCAGACCUAAUUUGCAUAGUGCUUAUUUAGUGGUCCAUCCCGACUGGCUGUCUCAAUCGAUGCAUAUUCAAAAGUUGUCUUUGACUACACGGCCAUUCAUGAACAAUACGUGCUUUGAAGACUCAUCUUUUGUUCCUAGACGCUGCAAAAGUGCACCACCGACUAAACAUUGAUGUACAAAUGCACAUUCUGUUUUUUCAAUGUAGUACUUAGAACCACGUUAUGUUAUGCUACCCACUGAAAAUUAGCUAAUGUCAUUGGCACUAGCGUGCGACAGUUAUUCCAAGAAAUAUUGGAAAUAUAGGAUAUUCGUGUUCGAUGUUGCAAACAAUGAGAGAAUAGUUCUUGCAUGAUCAAAUUAAUUUAAUUAAAAUUAAAAUUAAAAUUAAAAAUUAAAUUAAAUUAAAUUAAAUUUAAAAUUAAAAUUAAAAUUAAAAUUUAAAAACACUGACCUCAGUUAUUAAUCAGUGAAGAUUUUUGCUAAUACAGUUACAACAUUUUGUUUUGAUUAUUAAUUUGAGCAAAUUAAGUGUUUCUGAGCAUCCUCAGACACAUUGGGGCAAUUUUUGUUUUAACGACAUCACUAGAGCACAUUGAUUUAUUAAUCAUCGGCUAUUGGAUGUCAAUUCUGACAUAUAUGUCCCCGUUACAUUUUUUCCAUUAUCAAAGACCGUGGUAUGUACUAUAUCGUGUCUGUGGGAUGGUACGCUUAAAAUACCCCUCGUUAAUGAUGGAAAAAUGUAGCGGGUCUCUUCUCUAAGACAAUAUGUCAAAAUUGUCAAAUGUUUGACAUCCAAUAGCCGAUGAUUAAUCAAUCAAUGUGCUCUAGUGUUGUCGUUAAACAAAACAAACUUCAAAGGUUUUUUAUUAUUAUUCUUUUUAUUUAUACGGAACUAUUUCCUUAACGGCGGUGUAGUGCCAAAUAGCACGUACUAUGGAACCGAAGGUAUGUGAGUUCUAAACACUGAUAUAUUGUAGACCUCUUAAUAACCAACCAAACUGGUGAGUCGUGACAUAUAUCCGUACUGAACAGAUGUACUGUGUAUAUAAUUACGUCUUAAGAAGGUUUUAUUGUAUGUCUGUGUCGUAUAAUCAAAUGUAUAGUAAUAGCUUCGGUGCGUUAUUUUCCCAUCAUGCUUUGGUAUAAACAGUAGCUAUAUUGGUGAAUUCCGUGGUCUCCGGUCAAGCACGAUUCGAUGUCUGCAAGAUCAAUCGGUAAAUGUUUGCAAAACGGAAUUCUGAAUAUGGUAAAUUAUUCUGAGCGGAACUCUCACUAUGGUUUAUAUAAAUUCUGAACGUCUUUAGCUGGAAAAAGGAACAGAAAUGGGUGUUUUGAAACAGCAGAACUUGAAGAUUAUAAAAGUAGAUUAUGAUGAUUGAAAUCAAUUAGAAUUUGUCGAUUUUAUUGUUUCAUUACUUCGUUAAGUGAUAUGACUCAAGUUAUUUUGUUGUGAAUUUCUGCAAAUUACUUGACGUUGGUUGUUUAAAAUGUUUAUUUCUGGUU
Gigantopelta aegis is the source of this 2069-nucleotide messenger RNA. RefSeq lists its product as uncharacterized. NCBI's taxonomy places the organism in Eukaryota, Metazoa, Mollusca, Gastropoda, Neomphalida, Peltospiridae. The record is from RefSeq and is a predicted model, not a curated record. The coding region runs from base 22 to 738 and encodes 238 amino acids. The transcript is spliced from 2 exons.